GUUAGAUACCCGCAAGCACGCUGUAGAUUGCCAGUCCUACUUAUGUUAGAGCAGGCGAUGAUACUUUUGGCGCGAAAAUGGGUAGCGCGGGCAAGUAUAAUCACUAAUCAGUAAUCACUAAAUCAGUAAUAGCUAGAACAUAAAACACCAAACAUAUUUGGGGCUUUUGAUUUUGGGUCUUUGUUUUGGUAUUAUCGGUAAGGCAAGCGGCAUGGAUUGUUUACCAGCUGCAAAGCGACGGCGUGAGAGCAAAGACCACGGCGACGUUGAACCCUCAGCCUCAGCAGCUGCUCCUGUGGUUGUGUUGGCUCAUGGGGCCGGUGCUCCUUCCUCUUCUGAUUGGAUGAAAAGAUGGAAGAGAAUGCUGAAGGAGGCACUCCAAGCUGCUGAUGUUGUCACUUUUGAUUAUCCCUAUAUCACUGGAAAGAAGAAGGCUCCUCCAAAGGCAGAAAAAUUGGUGGACCCUCACUCUGAAAUUGUCAAGCAAACUGCUGCUAAGUACCCUGGUCAUCCCAUCAUACUUGCAGGCAAAUCAAUGGGUUCAAGAGUGGGAUGCAUGGUGGCUAGCUUGGAAGAUAUUAAUGUUUCUGCUGUUGUAUGCCUUGGCUACCCGUUGAAGGGAAUCAAUGGUGCAAUUAGAGAUGAAACACUGUUACAGCUAACGGUUCCGACAAUGUUUGUACAGGGCAGCAAGGAUACUCUCUGUCCACUUGAGAAGUUAGAAGCCACUAGGAAGAAAAUGAAAACCCCCAAUGAGCUGCAUGUCAUUGAUGGUGGUGACCACUCCUUCAAGAUUGGUAAGAAGCAUCUGCAAGCAAAUGGUUCCACCCAAGAAGAAGCUGAAGAUCACGCCUUGAAAGCCAUUGCAGCUUUCAUUUCCAAGUCUCUUGAUGGACAAUGAAUGUGCGUGUAUAUUGUCGGGUAUGUAAUGUGUAUUGUAUCUUGCUUGGUUUUAAUCUAAGCCUUCUUGUCAGUUAAGCUGUAAUUAUAUCUUCUGUAAUUUGGCUUUGAGUUCCUUGUUAGCAGAAUAGACACUUUAAUUGACAGACAUACUUGAUAAGGAGAGUUCUAGUUUUUAACCAAAUGCCGUUUUUUAUA
Arachis duranensis is the source of this 1098-nucleotide messenger RNA. RefSeq lists its product as uncharacterized. The transcript has 6 exons. The record is from RefSeq and is a predicted model, not a curated record. Lineage: Eukaryota; Viridiplantae; Streptophyta; Magnoliopsida; Fabales; Fabaceae. Bases 212 to 901 code for a protein of 229 amino acids.